Molecule: messenger RNA, 1020 nt
Organism: Rosa chinensis
Lineage: Eukaryota; Viridiplantae; Streptophyta; Magnoliopsida; Rosales; Rosaceae
Exons: 9
Coding region: 1-714 (237 amino acids)
Source: RefSeq, a predicted model, not a curated record
AUGGUUUGGCGUCAUCUCCAUAUCUUUGAUCAUUUCACGUUUGCUUUGCCUACCUUUCAAUUCGGCACCGUCGUCAAAUUUCAGGGGGUUUGGUUCGCCUUGAGUAGUAGAGCUUCCUCCGUUGUCUUCCGCAAACUCGACACCGAUGAUUUCCGCUACCCUCUCGUUAAGCAGAACACAUUGAUUUUGAGAGGGAUUCCAGGAUUGAUUGAAGUUGGAAAGAUUCUACUAGGUGGAUUAGAGGCGCUCGUUUCGCUUGAAUUUGAUUGCUCACACUACGUUUACUGUAACAGUGGCUAUUUGCAGGUAACUUUGUUCAUCAGGACCUUCGGAAUCAUCAAGCUGAUCAAGAUAAACCAUUACCUCCAAUAUACAAGUCAUCAGGACCUUCGGAAUCAUCAAGCUGAUCAAGAUAAACCAUUACCUCCAAUAUACAAGGUAGUAAAGACUGUUUAUGCUUCUCCCAGCCAUGUCAACUUUCAUUUGGACUCGCAAAAGCAGAUAACAAUUGGUUAUAUGAUAGCUGUGUGGCUGACAUGGAGGGCAGCUGAGGCAGAAAGACGAUCUACCCAACUUGUAGAGGAGUUAGAGGCAAUGAAGGCUAGUGCAGCUCAACAAAAUGAAGAAUUAGAGGCAGUGAAGGCUAGUGCAGCUCAACAAAGUGAAGAGUUAGAGGCAGUUAAAGCAAACCAAAACGAGACAGAUGCACUUUAAAAAAAAUUGCUGGAACAAUUUUCCUCUAGGAAAUAAAGAUUUGUGAAGAGUGGUCCAAGGUUUGAGUUUUAAGCAAUAUACCUUUCGACUUGGUAUUAGCUUUUGGAAAGACUUAAGAAGUACAUACAUCUCUUGACUUAGUUAGCUUUUGGAAAUACAUCAUUAUCCAAGUUUCUUUGGGUAGUUCUUCUGAUGUUGAUACUUAUAUAUAUAACUGACUUUGGAUUUAAAGUUCAAUAGUUUAUGAGGGGGAUGAGAUACAUAUUUUAUUGGAGAUUAUUGCUAAUGUUAUUUAGUAUUAUUAUA